Messenger RNA from Nakaseomyces glabratus, 2022 nucleotides. It is a transcript of the gene MET30, whose product is annotated as ubiquitin-binding SDF ubiquitin ligase complex subunit MET30. NCBI's taxonomy places the organism in Eukaryota, Fungi, Ascomycota, Saccharomycetes, Saccharomycetales, Saccharomycetaceae. The record is from RefSeq and is a predicted model, not a curated record. Gene Ontology annotation, molecular function: protein binding.
AUGGAGGUGCGACAGGUGAAGCAUAGUCGCGACGAUACUGAGGCUGAGGGUGCCAAGAGGCGGAAGAUGCCCUAUGAUGAGCAAAUACAGAUGCUUGCGGAAGAGGAAGAGGAGGACACGAUGAAGCGCGAUAUGGGAGAUGCGCUGGCUACGUCGACUGAGAGCCAGAGUGGCGUGAGCGUGCUUCCGCGGGACAACUUUCAGCGGUAUUGCUACAGACAUAACCCUGAGAUACAAACGUCGAAUACGCACGAGCUGUGUUAUAAGCAGGACAUGCAGCGGAUUAAGAUGAUUAAUAACAAGAUCUCGCAGCUGGCGUGCCCGAAGGAACAAGCGGACAUCCAUCACAUAAUAUCAAAGUACACUAACUCUAAUGACAAAGUAAGGAAACUGAUACUGGACGGUAUACUGACGUCAAGUUGCUUCCCACAGCUGUCGUAUAUUGCGCAGCAUAUCAACACCAUGAUAAAGAUAGAUUUUAUAAGCGUGCUGCCGCAAGAGCUGUCCUUGAAGAUACUCGGGUACUUGGACUGCCAAUCUCUUUGCAAUGCCUCGAUGGUAUGCAAGAACUGGCACCUGUUGGCUGAUGAUGACAGGGUAUGGUACCAUAUGUGUGAACAACAUAUAGACCGUAAGUGUCCAAACUGUGGCUGGGGCUUACCGCUUCUUCAUAUGAAGAGAGCCAGAGUUUGCUACAUAAAAGCCAAGAAUCCCAACACAACCGUGAAUGACAGGAAAAUGAUUCAAGAUAAUGACAAUAGAAUAAGCCCACUUACUGAUCGUACACAAGGGAACGAAAGUCCCGGAGCUACUUUCAGUACAAAUGUUUGUACCACUGCAUCCAACAAUACCGUCAGUGGUAGUAAAAGCAGUGGACAAGGGCAGCAAGAGAAUGGGAGAUGCAGGCAGAAGUCUUGGAAAAUGGUAUAUAGAGAACGGUUUAAAGUGGAAUCCAACUGGCGUAAGGGACUUUGUACAAUCCAGGAGUUUAAAGGUCACAUGGACGGUGUGUUGACAUUACAAUUUAACUAUAGACUACUAUUUACUGGCUCUUACGAUACCACAGUUGCAAUCUGGGAUUUAUUUACGGGUAAAUUAAUUAGAAGAUUAACUGGUCACAGUGAUGGUGUAAAGACGUUGUAUUUUGACGAUCAAAAACUAAUAACAGGGUCCCUGGACAAGACUAUCAGAGUGUGGAACUACAUUACAGGUGAAUGUAUAUCUACAUACCGUGGACACACUGACAGUGUAAUGAGCGUUGACUCUCAUAAGAAGAUUAUUGUGUCUGGUAGUGCAGACAAGACAGUCAAAGUAUGGCAUGUAGAGUCUAGAACUUGUUAUACAUUAAAGGGCCAUACCGAAUGGGUUAACUGUGUCAAGCUGCAUCCAAAGAGUUUUAGUUGUUACAGUUGUUCAGACGAUACUACAAUAAGAAUGUGGGAUAUAAGAACUAACACAUGCCUCAGAGUUUUCAGAGGGCAUGUGGGACAAGUUCAGAAGGUUAUACCAUUAACAAUCAUCGAUGCUCAGAAUCUGGUAACUCACGAGAGGAAACCUGGUGAGGAAGACGAUAUUGCCAGCAAUGGUACCGGUGAGGAUGAUCCGGAAAAUGGAGUCAAUGGCCAACGUGAACUGGAUAAAAAAAUGCCAUACCCAACACAUUUGUUAUCCUGUGCGCUAGAUAACACCAUUAAGCUAUGGGAAGUAAGGAGUGGUAGAUGUAUCAGAACGCAGUUCGGGCAUGUGGAGGGUGUCUGGGAUAUCGCCGCCGAUAACUUCAGAAUUAUCAGCGGGUCGCACGAUGGUAGCAUCAAAAUUUGGGAUCUACAAAGUGGCAAAUGUAUGCAUACCUUCCAUGGAAGAAAACUGAAAGGUUCUGAUGUAAAUACCAGUAGUAACCCGGACCACGAUGAAAGGACUAAGAGUGCCCCAGUCGCAUGCGUCUGUAUAGGUGACUCUGAAUGCUUCAGUGGCGACGAAUUUGGGUGCGUUAAGAUGUACAAGUUCGACAGUCAGGACUGA